CCAGCGAUCACGUACUGAACGCGUAAUAAAUAGUUAAAUUAGUUAUCGUCACCUCAUUACCUUCCAAUCAACGUAAUGAAGAAGAAAAAUCAUUGUAACAACCCGCUUUAUUCGAAUGAAAAUCGCUUUCAAGCACAAAGUUCAUUGUACAGGUCUGCAAUGAAAUUAGUUUCUGAAAUUGGUUAUAAGUUUACAACACUCGAAACAUUGGAAUCAUUCAUGAUUAGGCUGGCAAUUAUAUAAGUGUUGAUUGUGCGAGUUUAUGUGAAUUUUUGAAUUAAAAGUCGCAAAAAAUAUAGCUAGUUGUACUGCUCAUUAGUUACGAAAAUAAAAGAGCCACAUGUGUUCGAGAUAAGUGAUUGACAAAUGUGCGUUUCUUUAAACAUUUUUUACGUGAAGAUUACACUCAAAUCGUGUAAAAGUGUAUAAACGGGGACAAUCUUCGGAGCUUCGAAUAUUCGAACAGGGGAGGGUGUGGUGAUCUUGGUUUCAAAAUGAAAUUCUUAGCUUUGGCCAUAGUGUUUGCCUGUUUUGUGGCAUGUUUGGGUGAAAAGGCCCGAUACGAUAACUACCGUGUGUAUUCGAUUGAGGUUGAAAAUGAGCAACAGUUGGAAGUGCUAAAGGAUUUCGAAAGUGGCCCAAAUGGAAUUUCAUUUUUGGAAACACCAACUGGCAUACAGCAAACGGCUGAAAUUAUUGUGCCACCUCACAAAUUUGCCGAUAUUGUUGAUUUAUUUGAAAAGCUAAAAUUGAAGAAUCAUUUGAAAAUCGCCAAUCUUCAAAAAUUGAUCGAUGAGGAACAACCGAAGAAUUUGGAACGCUCCGGUUUUGGUUGGAAACAACACAAUGAAUUAGGUGCAAUUUAUGCUUGGCUCGACGAUUUACUUGAACAAUAUCCAAAUGUACUGAUCAACUAUACUUACGGAAUAUCUUAUGAAAAUCGUCCUCUCCGCGCUGUCAAAGUGUCACAUAAAAAG
Messenger RNA from Sitodiplosis mosellana (orange wheat blossom midge), 977 nucleotides. Its product is annotated as zinc carboxypeptidase A 1-like. Gene Ontology annotation, biological process: proteolysis. The transcript has 2 exons. The record is from RefSeq and is a predicted model, not a curated record. NCBI's taxonomy places the organism in Eukaryota, Metazoa, Arthropoda, Insecta, Diptera, Cecidomyiidae. Gene Ontology annotation, molecular function: metallocarboxypeptidase activity; zinc ion binding. The annotation marks the transcript as partial.